Messenger RNA from Sitophilus oryzae (rice weevil), 918 nucleotides. RefSeq lists its product as uncharacterized. The transcript is spliced from 6 exons. Gene Ontology annotation, biological process: tissue regeneration; cell adhesion. Lineage: Eukaryota; Metazoa; Arthropoda; Insecta; Coleoptera; Curculionidae. Bases 1 to 867 code for a protein of 288 amino acids. Gene Ontology annotation, cellular component: membrane. The record is from RefSeq and is a predicted model, not a curated record.
AUGGACAUAACUUACCGCACAUCUAAAGGACACUCAAGGUUUGACAAAGACGCAGGACAUUCAAUAAAUAUGAUGCUGAAACCUUUGACUAAUGGCACCGAUAGGAGUAGGAGUCCAUCACCAAACGCUGUCAGGCCGUUGCUUCACAUUGGAGGAAACAACACCUCUGAUGCUCCCUUAGCUCAUAUAGAAACUGAUGAUGAACAUGAUGACAGAGAAGUAGUAAAUCGUCCAUAUCCUGGUGUUGAUGAUGGAUUCUUUACCAAUGGCACAAAUACCGAAAAUGUUAAACCAUCUGGUGAAGAUGACUCUGGACAUCCAGAUGUGGAAUUUAUUAACCAUAAAGAACCUGAAGAUAUUCCUACGUUCAGUAUAGUACCCAGACUGGGUCCAGAUGAUAAUGAUGGAAAUCCACAAGUUAAUCCAGACCAGCCAGAGGCUGCAAAACCACCAACCGAUGUUGCAAAAGUUAAUCCGUCUGGUUUGCCUGAUUUUCCUGGUAGUCCAGGUUUUAGGCCGUGGGGAUACGAUUUUGAACUAGGCAACGGGGUAAACACGCUUCCAAGCGGUGAGACCAUUCCAGAUUUGAACGUCUACCAACACAAGAAAACUCUGGCUCAGGGAAUGAUGGAUCUAGCUCUGUUCUCAGCAAAUGCAAAUCAAUUCAGAUACGUCUUGGAAACUUUUAGGACUCAUCCAUAUUAUUACCCUAGUUUAGCCCUUAUUUCUAUUAGUUUACUUUUACAGGUUGCUGUUGGUAUAGGACUUGUAUGGAAUGCCACUUACAACGUCAAAGACAAAAAAGCGUUGUGUAUAGCGAAUAAAAUUAAUAAUUUUACCAUAAUUGGCGUAUUUCUCGUUACGUAAUCAACGUAUUUAUAUCUGCUUUUGGAGUUGCUCCAGCGCCGGCUUAGAAAA